Phasianus colchicus (ring-necked pheasant) is the source of this 3716-nucleotide messenger RNA. RefSeq names its product potassium voltage-gated channel subfamily A member 3-like. The record is from RefSeq and is a predicted model, not a curated record. Gene Ontology annotation, molecular function: delayed rectifier potassium channel activity; protein binding. Gene Ontology annotation, cellular component: voltage-gated potassium channel complex; membrane. NCBI's taxonomy places the organism in Eukaryota, Metazoa, Chordata, Aves, Galliformes, Phasianidae. Gene Ontology annotation, biological process: action potential; potassium ion transmembrane transport; protein homooligomerization.
GCCGCGGCAGCCGGGAGCGGGGCGGCUGCUUCUCCCUCUCCGCCCCGAGGAGGAGGAAGAAGAGGAAGAAAAGGCUCCGACCGCCGCCUCGCCGUUGCUCUCACCCUUUCCCCUUUCCUCCCCACACCUUUAUGGACGAGCGCCGGAGCUUGCUGCACUCUCCGGCCGCCUCCUCCGCCGGCCGGCCCCCCAACAGCAGCCACCACAACCUGGGCUACACCGAACAGCCUCCCCCCGGCGCCCCGCAGCCGCCCCCCGGCCACGAGGAAGAAGAGGGCGAGGAGGCGGAGGAAGGCAGCAUGACGGUGGUGGGGGGCGCCGGGGACCCUUUGCCGGAGGAACCGCAGCAUCCGCACUCGUUGCUGGGGGGGGAACGCUACGAACACCCCGCUCCGCCCGCCGCCGGCCCCGCAGGGCAUCCCGCGGAGGUCAGCGGAGAGCACGAGUGCUGCGAGCGGGUGGUGAUCAACAUCUCGGGGCUGCGCUUCGAGACUCAGCUGAAAACGUUGGCGCAGUUCCCCGAGACGCUGCUGGGGGACCCCCGCAAAAGGAUGCGUUACUUCGACCCCCUGCGCAACGAGUAUUUCUUCGACCGUAACCGGCCCAGCUUCGAUGCCAUCCUCUAUUACUACCAGUCGGGCGGGCGAAUCCGACGACCCGUUAACGUCCCCAUUGAUAUCUUCUCCGAGGAGAUUCGUUUCUACCAGCUGGGGGAGGAGGCCAUGGAGAAGUUCCGGGAGGACGAGGGUUUCAUUCGGGAGGAGCAGCGGCCGCUCCCGGAGAAGGAGUUCCAGCGCCAGGUCUGGCUGCUCUUUGAGUAUCCUGAGAGCUCCGGGCCAGCCCGAGGCAUCGCCAUCGUCUCCGUCCUGGUCAUCCUCAUCUCUAUUGUCAUCUUCUGCCUGGAGACCCUGCCUGAGUUCAGGGAUGACCACGACUAUGAGGGAACAGGGGGGACAUUUGGGACGGGUGGUGGCCCUCUCCCACCUGAUGUCUUCACCAAUUCCUCGUCCUCAGCCGUUUCCAUGGUGUCGUCCUUCACCGACCCUUUCUUUGUGGUGGAGACUUUGUGCAUCAUCUGGUUCUCCUUUGAGCUGCUGGUGCGCUUCUUUGCCUGCCCCAGCAAGGCCACCUUCUCCAAGAACAUCAUGAACAUCAUUGACAUUGUGGCCAUCAUUCCCUACUUCAUCACUCUGGGCACUGAGCUGGCAGAGAGGCAAGGCAAUGGCCAGCAAGCCAUGUCCUUGGCCAUCCUCCGAGUCAUCCGCUUGGUGCGGGUCUUCCGGAUCUUCAAGCUGUCCCGGCACUCCAAGGGGCUGCAGAUCCUGGGGCAGACCCUCAAGGCCAGCAUGCGGGAGCUGGGUUUGCUCAUCUUCUUCCUCUUCAUCGGCGUCAUCCUCUUCUCCAGCGCCGUCUACUUCGCCGAGGCUGACGACCCCAGUUCGGGUUUCAGCAGCAUCCCUGACGCCUUCUGGUGGGCGGUGGUGACCAUGACCACAGUGGGCUAUGGGGACAUGCAUCCUAUCACCAUCGGGGGCAAGAUCGUGGGGUCUCUGUGUGCCAUCGCGGGGGUGCUGACCAUCGCCCUGCCCGUGCCUGUCAUAGUCUCCAAUUUCAACUAUUUCUACCACCGGGAGACAGAAGGUGAGGAGCAAGCCCAGUACAUGCACGUUGGAAGCUGCCAGCACCUCUCAUCUACUGAAGAGAUGAGGAAGGCACGCAGCAAUUCCACCCUCAGCAAAUCCGAGUACAUGGUGAUAGAGGAGGGGGGAAUCAACCACAGUGCAUUCAAACAGGCUGCCUUUAAGACAGGCAACUGCACAACCACAAACAAUCCCAACUGUGUGAACAUCAAAAAGAUCUUUACGGAUGUUUAAUAAACACAGAGCGGCAGCGAAACCUGAGGAUGUGGUAAAAAAAAAAAAAAAAAAAAAAAAAAAAAAAAAAAAAAAAAAAAAAAAAAAAAAAAAAAAAAAAGAAUUAAUAACAAUAAUGAUGCAAAAGUGACCGUGUGUACUUGGUGUUGUGUGGAACAUGCACCAUCGUCCGUCUGUGUGCGCCCUUGGUUUUAUACGUUUAUUUUUGUAGAGGUUUUUGGUUUUUUUCUUUUUUUCCUUUCUAAAGAUCCGAAAGGGAUUUAAAAUUCUCCAAAGAAAAGAGGACGGCCGAUGGGUACGGUGAAGGAGAAUGAAGACAAAUGGCACCGCUGGAGCAGGUGUCUGUUUUGCAACGUGUUGCAGGGCUGCCUUUGUUUCCUGGCUUUUGGGGACGUCUCGCUUUGCUCCUGGUUUGCUCCCCCUUCCCUGCAGGCGGUGCGGAGCCCAUUUCCCUUCCAUCGCAUAAGCUCACUUGUUGGAUUAGCGGCCCCGGAUUGGGUGGGGAGACGAGGAAAACAUGUUGCCGAGCUCUGGAAGGGGGCUGGGAGGAAACAACCCUUUAAUUUCGCACGGUCUCCGUUAGCGGGUUGUUAAACGGUGCUUAAUGCUGGGAGGCGGCGUGCCCUUAGGGACGCACCGCGGAUCCCCUUUUCUCCCCCGAUGGAUCAUUUCUGACAUUCUCAUCUGAUCAUAAGCCGAGCGCAAUCGGUUCAGACUAAAACCCGACCCCCUUAUUUUCUACCCUUAAUUCCCUUCCCCUGCAGCUCUGGGCAUGAUUUCACCCAGCUCAGGAUCCGUGGGUCCGUGUGAUGCGGCGGGUGGAGCGGGAUGGGGUGGAUGCACGAGGGCUGAGCUGCCGAGCUGCAGACAAAGGGAUGUUUCCACCUUUUGCACCGCGUCUGGGAGAGAUGCAGCUGCUUAUGGCAAGGAGAUUAAAGCGGUGAGCACGCCUUCCAGCGGAAGUCACUAAUUCGGACCGGAGUGAUGCAGUUGCUAUGGCAACCCUGGUUUCCUGGGAAACCCCAAAAGGUUGUCAUGGCAUCCCUUCUCCCAUCCCCCCCCUCGGCCCUCACCCUUCCCUCCAAAGCCCUUCCAGAUGGUUCCAGCCCCACCACCCCUCGGCUCUGCACCGCACAGGGAUCCUAUCCUGCACCCCCAUCCGCACCCCAUCCUGCAGCCCAUCCCUGCACCCAAACACCCGCUCGUAGGCAAUAAGCACUCCCCAUGUCCCCUUCUCCCUCUCAAAGGAGUUCACACCUUGGCAGUGAGAUUUGGGAGCCUGCAGACAUGAGUGGAGAAAGGACCGCGCUCACCUCACCUGGAGCAAAACUCCAAAGUGUCCUCCAAGGGCAGAAAUGAAAGCUCAGCCGGGAAAGCUCGGCAGCCUUUGGAAACCAGGGGGACAAAUGCAGAGCUAGAAAGAGCAAGAUUGCAAUGUAAACCCAAAGCCGCCAGGGAAAAUGUGCCUCCUUCAUCCUUCCGUGCACACCGGGGGCUGCAGGACAUCUGAUGGGAUCAGAGAGCAGAAAAGCUUCAAUGUGAGAGCUUCAGCACUGUGCUUGGGGAUGAGACGCCUCUGAAGGAGUUGGCACCCACUGAUGGAUGGAGCUCCCCACCCUGACCCGCUCCUCACCUCGUCUGUGUCUUCUCACAAGUGCAUUACGGAUGGAAGAUGAAGAUUCUUUAUGCAAUGUGAUGAGACGGCGCCAAGCCAGGGAAAAACAAAAAACAAACAAACAAACAAACAAAAAAAGGACAGAGGUGAAAAUGGGUUGGAUGUUAUGUCAGGGUUUGGGGUUUUGUUUUGUUUUGUUUUCUUGUUAUAAAAAAAAAUGAACAAAA